Molecule: messenger RNA, 2803 nt
Organism: Sturnus vulgaris (Common starling)
Lineage: Eukaryota; Metazoa; Chordata; Aves; Passeriformes; Sturnidae
Source: RefSeq, a predicted model, not a curated record
UGAAAACACUUCUGAUUGAGACACAUCGCCAGCACGCUUACCGGCUGUCACUGUGCGCCGGCCCCACGACUUUGUGAUCUCGAACCCAAGUUUUUCCACGGCGAGAUGCCCCGGCAGUUUCCCAAGCUCAACAUUUCCGAGGUGGACGAGCACGUGCGGCUCCUGGCUGAGAAGGUGUUCGCCAAAGUCCUGCGAGAAGAAGACAGCAAAGAUGCUUUGUCACUCUUCACCGUGCCUGAAGACUGCCCCAUUGGGCAGAAGGAGGCCAAGGAGAGGGAGCUGCAGAAGGAGCUGGCAGAACAGCAGUCGGUGGAAACAGCUAAAAGGAAGAAAAGUUUCAAGAUGAUUAGAUCCCAGUCUUUGUCAUUACAAAUUCCACCUCAGGAAUGGAAAGCACCACCAGCCAAUCCUGUCCUGUCUCCUGCCACGCCAGUUCUCCCAAGUGCUUUUGUGCCAGUCCAAGUGCCAUAUGAUGUACCAGAAUUCCAGAGAGUUUCAAUUAGUGGGGACUACUGUGCAGGGGUUACAGUUGAUGAUUAUGAACAAGCUGCCAAGAGCCUGGUGAAAGCUCUUCUCAUCCGAGAGAAGUACUCGCGUCUCGCCUACCAUCGCUUCCCGAGAACAACAUCUCAGUACCUGUGCAGCAUGAGGGAUCAGAAAUGGAAGGUUGAAGAUGAGGUGUGCCCAGAUUUCCAUUCACCCCCAGAAGAAAAUGAAGAUCCUUAUAAUCUCGAUGAUGCCCCAGACAAUUUGGAUUAUGUUAUCAAGCUGCAAGGUGGCAUUCCCUUUGUUUAUGAUAACAAAGAGAUGAUGGAGCUCAAUGAGCCCCGGAGUUUGCCAUAUCCUGACCUGCAGACCUACACCCUUGACCUGAGCCACGUCCUUGCUCUCAUUGCAGAUGGCCCAACAAAAACCUAUUGUCAUCGGAGGCUUAACUUUUUAGAAUCUAAAUUUAGCUUACAUGAGAUGCUGAAUGAAAUGUCAGAAUUUAAAGAACUGAAGAGUAAUCCUCAUCGAGACUUCUAUAAUGUGAGAAAGGUUGACACUCAUAUCCAUGCUGCUGCCUGCAUGAACCAGAAGCACUUACUGAGGUUUAUUAAGCACACCUAUCAAACAGAGCCUGACAGGAUUGUUGCAGAGAAAAAAGGCAAGAAGAUGACUUUAAAGCAAGUCUUCGAAAGCCUGCACAUGGACCCCUAUGACCUCACUGUAGACUCUUUAGAUGUCCAUGCAGGACGUCAAACAUUCCAUCGAUUUGACAAAUUCAAUUCCAAGUACAAUCCAGUUGGUGCCAGUGAGCUGAGGGAUUUGUAUUUGAAGACUGAGAACUACAUUGGUGGUGAAUAUUUUGCUCGUAUGGUCAAGGAAGUAGCCCGUGAACUCGAAGAAAGUAAAUACCAGUACACAGAGCCCCGCUUAUCCAUUUAUGGACGGUCUCCAGAUGAAUGGCUCAACUUGGCCAAGUGGUUCAUUAAACAUAAAGUUUAUUCCCCUAAUAUGCGCUGGAUAAUUCAGGUUCCCAGAAUCUAUGACAUAUUUAGGUCUAAAAAUAUUCUGCCUAGUUUUGGGAAAAUGUUGGAGAACAUCUUUGUACCUUUGUUUGAAGCAACAAUCAAUCCCAAAGACCACAAAGAAUUGCAUCUAUUCCUCAAAUAUGUGACUGGCUUUGACAGUGUUGAUGAUGAAUCCAAACACAGUGGCCACAUGUUCUCUGACAAGAGCCUUAACCCUGACCUCUGGACCAGUGAGAAGAAUCCCCCAUAUAGCUAUUAUUUGUAUUAUAUGUAUGUGAACAUCAUGUUGCUAAACAACCUUAGGAGGGAAAGAGGCAUGUGCACUUUCCUGUUCCGACCUCACUGUGGAGAAGCUGGGUCUAUCACACACCUUGUUUCUGCCUUUCUCACAGCAGACAACAUCUCUCAUGGACUGCUCCUGAAGAAGAGUCCUGUCCUCCAGUAUCUGUAUUAUCUUGCACAAAUACCCAUUGCUAUGUCUCCACUAAGUAACAACAGCCUAUUCCUGGAGUACUCCAAAAAUCCACUACGGGAAUUUCUCCAUAAGGGACUGCACGUCUCCCUCUCCACAGACGAUCCCAUGCAGUUUCAUUACACAAAGGAAGCUCUCAUGGAAGAAUAUGCUAUUGCAGCUCAGGUGUGGAAACUAAGUACAUGUGACUUGUGUGAAAUAGCAAGAAACAGCGUUCUACAGAGUGGACUGUCAGAUAAGGAAAAGCAGAAAUUCCUAGGGGUGAAUUAUUGCAAGGAAGGGCCUGAAGGAAAUGACAUUCGAAAGACAAAUGUUGCCCAGAUCCGGAUGGCCUUCAGGUAUGAGACUCUGUGCAAUGAACUCAGCUUCCUGGCUGAUGCCAUGAGAACAGAAGAUAUUUCUACUCUGUCCAAGUAGUUACAAACUCAGAGAAACCAGAACAUGUCCCUCUUAAGCAGGAUAAGAUGCUAAUUAACCUCAAAUCGUCUGUCUUUGAUGCUACAGAGACAUAACUGAAGAGUACAGAGACAAAGUAUCUGUGGAAGGUAAACAGCGUUUGCCAUCACCUGUUACCGCAUUAUUCUCCUUGCAAAGAUUUUGGUUUCUACGAACAUUAGGCUUUUUAAGAUUGCUGUAAAUAUUAAAUGCAAACUCACAAUCAUGUACUAUUUGUUUCAUACUGUCUUAACUGUGCCCUGCAGUGUAGCCUGGGAAACCAGAGAGAAUAUUUGUAGUGCAGCUGUGCUGUGCACCUGAGGAUCCCACAGGUGUUGACAGCACACACCCACCUGGGUGGGUCCUGCAAGUCUCAGUACCA